AUGUUUCGUGCAAGCUUUGUUUCUUCUCUACGACCUCUCACAAAUCCACUGGUCUUCCAGGCCGCGCGGCACCCCCAGGGCGUCGCAUUCCGAUCUUUCAGUAAUGCAAGACCCAAUGUACUGGCAGCAGUUCAGAAGCGGGCGACCCUUCCUUCAGCUUCCUUUGUCAGGCAGUCGCGCAGCUUCUUGACCGACUCCGCGCCUGUGGUUACCCGGCCUACCCAGCAGGAGGCAUGGAAGCGCUAUGGCAUCACAGCCGCGACCGUUGCAGGGACUAUCGUUGCAGUGAAUGUUUUCUUUAACCGGGAGACGAGGGACGGGCUUUCUCCGGCAGAGCAGUCCUAUCUGCAUGAGAGCUUCAUGUACGCCGGAGGCGGUCUCGCAGUGACUGCUGUCGCUGCUCGUUCGCUGUUCAGGUCAGGGUUCGCGUUCCGCCUCAUGGCCACCAACCCGUGGGUCGUCCUCGGUGUCAGUCUGGUCGGAAGCAUUGGAACGAUGAUGGGAACCAUAUACACAUCUCCGGAGAACAAGGUCUUGAAGCAUGCAUUCUGGCUCGGUUUCAAUGCUUGCCAAGCGGCUACGCUUAGCCCCCUUUUCUUCUUGAGUCCCGCCAUUCUCUCCCGUGCGGCUCUGUACACAGCAGGCGUGUUCGGUGCCUUGUCUUAUGUGGGUGCAACUGCCACCAACGACAAGUACCUCUACAUGGGUGGACCUCUCCUUGCCGGUGUCACAGUUGUGGCUCUGAGCUCGCUUGCACCUAUGGCUCUUCCUCUCGGCAUGCGCGGUCUGGCUAUCUCGGAGGCCAUCUCGCUCUACGGCGGUCUUGCGGUCUUCAGUGGUUUCAUUCUCUUCGAUACGCAAAAGAUCCUCCAGCACGCUCGCGUGGCUGAGACCGGCGCCAUGGCGCGCGACCCGAUGCGCGAGGCAAUCAGCCUUGAGCUGGACCUGAUCAACAUUUUCAUCCGGAUAGUCCAGAUCUUGACUAUGCAGCAGAAGAAGAAGUAA
Rhodofomes roseus is the source of this 1005-nucleotide messenger RNA. Its product is annotated as Bax inhibitor family protein. The coding region runs from base 1 to 1005 and encodes 334 amino acids. The record is from RefSeq and is a predicted model, not a curated record. The transcript has 5 exons. Lineage: Eukaryota; Fungi; Basidiomycota; Agaricomycetes; Polyporales; Fomitopsidaceae. Gene Ontology annotation, cellular component: mitochondrial inner membrane.